UGUGUUCGACAAAACAGCUCUAAAGCUCGGUUUAGCCUCCAGACUUCUUCAGUAAUUAACCUUCUCUCAGUGCUAACAAACCAAAACAACGACGUCUCCGCGGCUCUGCUCUGCUCUGCGGUCGCAGCAUAUGACGACACGGGUCACGAGUAAUGACGACAAAGGUCACGGCCAGGGACAACACACCAUGUAAACAGAGACACACGUCAUCACAGCGUUAUAUUCAAGCGCCAUUAAGAGACACAGAAGGACUAGGAACUGACUCAAACCAACUAAUACACACAGAAAUGUCAACAAAGACACAAAACGAGUCCGCAUGGUCACACAACUGCGGAGACACGCGGAGUGACGGCAAGAGCUGUAAACAGACCACAGACUGACCAUGUGGGAGAAAACAUUCCUGCUGCUGCUGCACAGUGUGGAAGCUGUGGUGGCGUCUCAGUGCUGGCAGGGGGCGACCUUCUCCGAGGCUGUGGUGUCCCCAGCGGUGGAGAGCAGUGGUAUCAUGCGGGUCCCUGGCGUGUCGUCGUUGCCGCAGUGCGUGGCGGCCUGCUGCGACCUGCCGGGUUACGACCUGGCCUGGCUGUUCGAGGGCCGCUGCUACAUCCUGAGCUGCCAGCAGAGGGAGAACUGCCAGCCCAGAGAGAGACCCGGGGCAGACUCGUUCCUGGCCUUCCUGCGGAGGGCGUCCCCGCAGACCCUUGUGCUUCAGUCUCUGGUGAGAGGGGAGCCGUACCGAGGCCGCUGGAGGCCCCUGUCACGGACCUCUGAGGCCGGGGACCUGGAGGCUCUGAAGGAUCUCGCCCUCUUCGAUGGGCCCGGCUGGUUCUCUGACCCCGGGAUCCUGGAUGUGGAGUAUUCAGAGGGAAGCCAGGAGGAGAGGGGAGGUGGUGGUUCAGAGGCGGAGACGACGACCAAUCAGCCGCCUCUGAAAGGAAGAGACGGGCUCAACCAAUCAGAGGCAGAGGAUGGUCCAGAGAGGGCGCCGACGCAGAGCAGCGUGGCCCAGAUUAGAGCCUCCUCAGGGGGGAACAUGAGCCGGGGAGAGGAGGAGAGAACCAGGAGGGCCGUCCAUCAACCACAGACUCCACCCAAACAGGACCAUGUGAGGACUCCAGCUCUGUCUCCUACCACGCCUCACUGGCCCAGCAGCACCACCACACAGCCAGCUGCUGAUCAGCCUCUGAUGAUGUCUGAUGGAAAACCUGCACAGGUGCUGACUACAGUUACACCUGAAGCUUCAGUUUCCCCUGAAACUACAACUGACCUGGUGAAGCUGCUCCAGUCGGCAGCCAGAGCUCCACCCCCCACCACUCCCCCCCCAUCCAGAGCCGUGACCUCUGACCCCACCACCACCUCAACACUGAGCGCCGUCCCUCCAACCACGACCUCACCCUCUGCUACGACUGCUGCUGCUGCGUCUGUGUCAGAGGGCAGGGGGUCAAACCGUGGUCCGGUGGCUGUCGUGGGUCCUGACAGGAAGUUGCUUCUCCCUGUGAGCAGCUUGUUGCUCAAUGGCAGCGGCAGCACCGACGACCGUGGCAUCGUCAGCUACCACUGGGACGCCAUCAGUGGUCCUCCUGGGUUAAAGCUGGAGGACGUGGACCAGGUGGUAGCCACGGCGACAGGUCUUCGCGUCGGGCGCUACACCUUCAGACUGACGGUCUCUGACCAGGAGGGGGCGACAGACAGCGCCUCACUGACCGUCAGGGCCACGAGUCUUCCUCCGGUCGCUCACGGCAGCGGCAGCCACACUCUGACUCUGCCCAACAACUCGCUGGUCCUCCAAGGCUCCGUCACCGACGGAGACCAGACUCAGGUCCACUUCCUGUGGGUCAGAGACAGCCAGAGUCCGGCUGCCGGGGACGUCCUGUACGGCUCAGAGACACAGGCCUCUCUGUACCUGGCCAACCUGGUGGAGGGCACCUACCUGUUCCAGCUGAGGGUGACCGACGCCCAGGGGCGCUCCAGCACCGCUACGGCCACCGUGGAGGUCCGACCAGAGCCCGGUGGGGGGGAGGAGGUGGAGCUAGAGAUGCUGGUGUCGGUGUCUCAGGUCAGUCUGGCUCAGAGGGACACGGUGGUCCGACAGCUCGCCGCUCUGCUGCACGUCCUCGACAGCGACAUCCAGGUCCGAGCGCUGCAGGGACACUCUCACCUCAGCACGGUGUUGCGGUUCUCGGGUGUGGGCUCCUCGGGGCCGCUCUCCGGCUCCAGGUUGGUGGGUCUGCUGAGGAACCAGCUGCUCAGAGAGAAGAGUGACUACCUGCUGUUCAGAGUCCUGAGGGUCGACACCGUCUUGUGUUUGCUGCGCUGUUCAGGCCGGGGUCAGUGUGAUCCGGUCACUAAGGAGUGCACCUGCGACCCCUUCUGGACCGAGAAUCUGAUCCGCCGUUACCUUGGUGACGGAGAGAGCAACUGUGAGUGGAGGGUUCUCUACGUCAUCCUGACCAGCUUCAUGCUCAUGGUCUUCAUCCUGUCAGUCAGCUGGACCUUCAUCUGCUGCUGCAAGAGGAGGAGACAAACCAAAGUGAGGAAGAAAACCAAAUACACCAUCCUGGACAACAUGGACGAACAGGAGCGGGUGGAGCUCAGGCCCAAAUUCAGUAUCAAACACCGCAGCACGGAGCACAAUUCCAGCCUGAUGAUGUCCGAGUCGGAGCUGGACAGCGACCAGGACAUCUUCAGCCGGGACCGACCCGUCCGCAGCAGGAACCGCUCAGCGCCCAGGCGCCGCCGCAAUGGAAAUGCCUUCGGAUGA
This is a messenger RNA of Lates calcarifer (barramundi perch), 2761 nucleotides long. RefSeq names its product dyslexia-associated protein KIAA0319-like. Gene Ontology annotation, cellular component: plasma membrane; cytoplasmic vesicle. Lineage: Eukaryota; Metazoa; Chordata; Actinopteri; Centropomidae. The record is from RefSeq and is a predicted model, not a curated record.